Manduca sexta (tobacco hornworm) is the source of this 2251-nucleotide messenger RNA. RefSeq lists its product as uncharacterized. Lineage: Eukaryota; Metazoa; Arthropoda; Insecta; Lepidoptera; Sphingidae. Gene Ontology annotation, cellular component: chitin-based extracellular matrix. The record is from RefSeq and is a predicted model, not a curated record. The transcript is spliced from 9 exons. Gene Ontology annotation, molecular function: structural constituent of chitin-based larval cuticle. The coding region runs from base 660 to 2159 and encodes 499 amino acids.
AUACCCAUUUUGUGUCAGACAGUCAAGCUAACCUAUUUAAUAAUAAUAUACAAAAUUAGCUUGCAGUAUUUAUCAACCAUUUAAAAAUGUUACUAACAGUUUGGGAGACUUUUUUAAUGGUACGCAUUUACUAUAAUUUGUUAACUUUGCAUAUUCAUAAUAGGACGGUAUUCCCUAGUUAGCUGGUUAAGAUAAGGAGUAAUUGAUUUGUUCCUGCGAAGUCGGAAUGUAGCUUGUACCGGCCCCCGUAUCUCAAGCAACUGCAUCUCCGUGCUGUUGGGCUUGUGCUCACUCAUAGCCACGUGCUAAAGAAACUCUACUGUAUUAUUUAUUUCACGAGUACAUUUUUACUUUGAUGGCGUUUCUCUAUUUUUAUCGUAGAAGGUCGGAACUUCUUAGUUCCAUAGCCCACGUGAAAUAAUCACUAUCUGGCUAAGACAUAAAUAAGAUUCACCCGGUCUAUUAUAAAUUAAUACAUUCUGUCGUAGAAGGUGGCGAUUUCGUACGUCCAUGGCCCACGUGAUUUAAACUGAUCAUUGGUGCUCAUGGUACUUUUAAUAAAGUGAAAGAAAAGGAGGUUGUAUAAAAAAAUUUAUAUCCCAAACACGAAGCCUCCAAGUGUGCAAUGCAAAAUUAGUUCGUACAAAAAGUGUGUAAAAAUGUAUUGGACCUAUCGAAGUGUGUAUUUGGUGUGUUUUUGUGCGUUGGCAAGGACUCAGGUGAUCCCGGGAAAGUCCAGGACUAACGAUGGGGACUACAACACGGUUAACACCGAUGGAUCUUUUGAUUUCGGGUAUUCAAAUAAGGACAGAGGUUCGAGUUAUCACUUAGCACACGGUAACGCGAACGGCGUGGUUGGCGGUCGGUUCGGCGGCACAGAUCCUGCUACUGAUACCAUCAAGGAGACCAUCUACACCGCUGGACCUAGAGGGUUCCGAGCGAAAGGUCCCAACAUACACAGAAAGCUAGACUUAGACCAGCGACCUCGGGGUCCCAUCGGCACUAAGGACGACCCUUACGCGGAUCCUAACGAAGACCCCAGCUACGCGUUCAAUUUCGAUACUAGGACGUACUCUAAGAACGAAAAUGCUGACAGCAGAGGAGAUGUUAAAGGUCACUACUCCUUUGUGGAUGACGUUGGUGAACGUCAUGACGUCUCAUACAUCGCGGGAAGGGACACAGGCUUCCACGUGUCAUCGGCCCAUCCGGACAACCCUGGUGUGAUCGGAUCUCCAUUCCACAGGGCACCCCUAGUGCGAGGGGAAACCAAGUCAAGAGGUCGCACUGCUGUACAACGGGGACUUGAUGGGUCUUAUAGGUUUAUAUCGGCAGGCCCCGACCAGAGACGAACAGAAAGCAGCGAUUCUCAGGGAAACGUUCGAGGAUCAUACACCUUUUUAGAUGACAAAGGAGUUCAAAGAACGGUGAACUACAUAGCAGGACCCGGCAUUGGUUAUCGGAUAAUAAAGAACAACAAGGAUGUAAUCCCGCCGUACUUCCCCACCAUUCCGAGCGCGUACGACCCCACCUUUACCAACGCUGCAUCUGGCUCUUAUGGAUCGUCUGGUCCCGCGCCAGGGGAUACCAGCAAUGAUGAUGUGUUUAAAGGACCUGAAGGUACAGCAGCAUCAGGCCACGUGAAACCCCCUCCAUUCCAAGUAAGCGACAGCGAGAGACCAGAUUCCCCGCCUGGACCAAUCACGAGCUCUGAAACUGGUGACGUAAGCAACCUGGCCAAUGAGGCCGCGUACAAUCCGCCCCCCUUCAGCCCGCCGGGCGAAGACCUAGGCUACGUCGACGAAGACGCAAGUUUCGGAGGCAAGCCCACCAAAGGACCAGGCAAGCCGACGCGGCCGACCAAGCCGUAUAGACCACAGAAGCAACCUUAUGUCCCACUUAAGCCUUUCCAGACGACGCAAUUUACUGACGACGCCAGUUAUGAGACGCACACUGAUACUGAUGGUAAUCCGGACUUCGCUGUAGGGUUUAACAUACAGCGCAAUAAGCCUGGUGCUACCAUUAUCAGGAAUAUAGGAAAAGACUAUUUCGGGAUACCGCCCGGCAUAUCCGUUAGGGCACAUGUUCAAAGUAUAGAUUUAUAUCCGUUCGGCUCCAAGCCGCUAUCGCCGUCUGAGGCGUUAGAGAAAGAUAAAACAUAACACACUGAACACACGACUUUCUGAACAUACGAAUAAGACAGUAUUUUAGCGCAUCUGUAAAAAUGUAUUUAUAAUAAAUGUAUUACAAAGUG